CUGUUUCUGCUUUAGUUCAUUCUUCUACUCUUGUUACUGCUGGUGUUUAUUUAUUAAUUCGUUUCAGACCAAUAUUGGAUACUUAUAAUUGUGGUUGAUUUUUACUUUUAAUUGGUUGUAUAACUAUAUUUAUGGCUGGAUUGGGUGCUAAUUUUGAAUUUGAUUUGAAGAAGAUUAUUGCUCUUUCUACUUUAAGACAACUUGGUUUAAUAAUAAGAAUUUUGGCUAUGGGUUAUCCAAAGCUUGAAUUUUUUCAUUUAUUGGCUCAUGCUUUAUUUAAGGCAUUAUUAUUUAUAUGUGCAGGUUCAAUAAUUCAUAAUUUGAAGGAUUCUCAGGAUAUUCGUUUUAUAGGAUCAAUUGUUAAUUUCAUACCUUUAACUUCAGUUUGUUUUAAUGUUUCUAGUUUAUCUUUGUGUGGAAUACCUUUUUUAGCGGGAUUUUAUUCGAAGGAUUUAAUUCUUGAGAUGGUUUGUUUAAGAUGAAUUAAUUGUUUAAUUUUUUUUCUUUAUUUUUUUCUACUGGUUUAACUGCUUCUUAUUCUUUUCGUUUGUUUUAUUAUUCAAUAUCUGGUGAUAAUAAUUUUUAUUCUAGAUUUUCUUUUGAUGAUAAAGGUUAUUAUAUUUCAUUUGGAAUAAUUGGUCUAUUGUUUGUUGCUGUUUUUGGUGGUAGUCUUUUAUCUUGAUUAAUUUUUCCUAUUCCUCAUGUGAUUGCUUUACCUUAUUAUUUAAAGUUUUUAACUAUUACAGUUGUUAUUUUAGGUGCUUAUUUACGUUAUCUUAUUUCUAAUUUUGAUUUUUCUCAUAAUUUAUUUUCUUUAAGUAUACUUUCUUUUGUUAGAUUUGCUGGUUCUAUAUGAUUUAUACCUUUUCUUUCAACUAAGUUUAUUAGAUAUAUUCCUUUAAAAAUAGGUUAUUAUUCAUCUAAGUCAUUUGAUUAUGGUUGAGGUGAAUUACUUGGUGGUCAAGGUUUAUAUAGAUUA
This is a messenger RNA of Schistocerca gregaria, 979 nucleotides long. RefSeq names its product NADH-ubiquinone oxidoreductase chain 5-like. The coding region runs from base 132 to 482 and encodes 116 amino acids. Gene Ontology annotation, molecular function: NADH dehydrogenase (ubiquinone) activity. The transcript has 2 exons. Gene Ontology annotation, biological process: electron transport coupled proton transport; ATP synthesis coupled electron transport. NCBI's taxonomy places the organism in Eukaryota, Metazoa, Arthropoda, Insecta, Orthoptera, Acrididae. The record is from RefSeq and is a predicted model, not a curated record.